Molecule: messenger RNA, 3462 nt
Organism: Oryctolagus cuniculus (rabbit)
Lineage: Eukaryota; Metazoa; Chordata; Mammalia; Lagomorpha; Leporidae
Gene: CEP57
Product: centrosomal protein 57
Cellular component (GO): centrosome
Molecular function (GO): microtubule binding; identical protein binding; gamma-tubulin binding
Source: RefSeq, a predicted model, not a curated record
UCAACAAUUCAGUUCCGUUGCCACUGGCGACCACACAAUCCCCUCGCCCCAGUUCCCUCCGUGGGAAGACCCGCCCCUGGGUAGAACGCCCUGAGGCCCCGGCGGCGCGCAGUUACGGGUCCCGGGCGCGCUCAGUGACUCUCUACCUUGUGACGUCAGCAGGGGGGCGGGUUCUCUCGCAUACGCGAAGACGUCCGCUUUAUUUGAUUGGCUACUGCAGACGUCCGUUAAUGCGUGUUGCCCUCUCCGCGUGCGCCCUGAGCGUGGGCGUCGCCGUGGGGGUGUGUGGCUGGGGUUUCUAAGCUGGGCAUCCAGCACCCCCCGCCCCUUCCAUCCGGGGUUCGGUUUAGGGUCGCCCCUGGUGGGCGGCUCUCGAAUCUUGAAGAGCACGAGAACUCAGAGCGCCGGGCACUCCGGAAGAUGGCGGCGGCAUCUGUCUCUACGGCUUCUGGUUCUCAGUUCUCGAACAUCUUAACUGAACCAUCAAGGUCUAAUGGAAGUAUGGUUCGCCAUUCUUCAUCUCCAUAUGUAGUAUACCCAACAGACAAGCCUUUCCUUAAUAGUGAUCUACGGCGCUCUCCAAACAAGCCUACACUUGCCUAUCCAGAAAGCAACAGUCGAGCCAUAUUUUCUGCUCUGAAGAAUCUUCAAGAUAAGAUUCGACGUUUGGAACUGGAAAGGAUUCAGGCAGAAGAAAGUGUGAAAACCUUGUCUAAAGAAACAAUUGAGUACAAGAAAGUAUUGGAUGAACAGAUACAGGAAAGGGAGAAUUCAAAGAAUGAGGAAUCAAAGCACAAUCAAGAACUGACAUCUCAGUUGUUAGCUGCAGAAAAUAAAUGUAAUCUUUUGGAAAAACAAUUGGAAUACAUGCGAAAUAUGAUAAAGCAUGCAGAAAUGGAGAGGACAUCUGUCUUAGAGAAACAGGUUUCCCUAGAAAGAGAACGACAACAUGAUCAAACACAUGUUCAGAGCCAACUGGAGAAAUUGGAUCUUCUUGAACAGGAGUAUAACAAACUUACUACAAUGCAGGCCCUUGCAGAAAAAAAAAUGCAAGAGUUGGAAGCGAAACUCCAUGAAGAAGAACAGGAAAGAAAACGUAUGCAAGCCAAAGCAGCUGAGUUGCAAACUGGUCUAGAAACAAAUAGACUUAUCUUGGAAGAUAAGACAACUCCAUAUGUUUCUAGUGCUAGAAGAAUUAAAAAAAAGAAGUCAAAACCUCCGGAAAAGAAAGGCCCUAGGAACUGCUUCGGUACACAGCCGCACUAUAGAUUAUGCUUGGGUGAUAUGCCAUUUGUAGCUGGAAAGUCAACUAGUCCUAGCCAUGCUGUGGUCGCCAAUGUUCAGCAUGUCCUGCAUCUAAUGAAGCAACACAGUAAAGUUCUGUGCAAUGAUCGAGUAGUCAACAGUGUUCCUUUGGCAAAACAAGUAUCAUCACGAAGCAGUAAAAGUAAGAAGUCAGUAACCCCUCCCUCCUCCAGCAUUAAUGAAGAGUUGUCAGAAGUCUUACAGACUUUACAGGAUGAAUUUGGGCAAAUGAGCUUUGAUCACCAGCAACUUGCAAAACUCAUCCAGGAGUCGCCAACCGUUGAGCUCAAAGAAAACUUAGAGUGUGAACUAGAGGCAUUAGUGGGAAGGAUGGAGGCGAAAGCAAACCAAAUAACCAAAGUUCGAAAAUACCAGGCCCAGCUGGAGAAACAGAAGACAGAGAAGCAAAAGAAGGAAUUAAGAGCCACAAAGAAGACCCCUGAAGAAGAAGGAAGCAGUAGCAACCGUUCUGGAAUCACAGGGAACACAAAUAAGAAGGAUUAUACCAAAUUGAGACCUGGAGAAAAAAGCAGAAAAAAUCUUCAGUUAUUGAAGGACAUGCAAACCAUACAGAGUUCAUUACAAAGUGGUGAUUUGUGUUGGGAUUACUGACUAUCAGGUCAUAAAUUUUAUUCGGAUAAUACGUACCUCCUCAAUCAGAUGUUGACAAUUAAUUUUCCAGGUCACAUACUAUCUGAUGUUGAAAUUAGUUAAUAGCAAGUGUUAAGAGGCUCACACUUCAUACAUAGACUGUGUGUGUUUUUUGCAGCCUCACUAAAUGUUAACCAUUUCCGUGGAAGCCAAGGGAAUUUUAAAGUUUGAGAAGCCACACAGACUGUUUCUUUGAGAUGAAUUUGCUGUACUCUGAUACAUUGUACUUUGUAAACACAUUACCAGUUUUUUACUUGUGGGUGUGAUUUUUAAAAUUAGUUUUUAUAUAUAAAUAAAAUUGGGUUUAACUUUUUAAAAACAAGUGGCUGUCUCAAAGGCAGUGUUUGCUUAAAAAUUCUCAUUUUUUAAUCUUUCUCUGACAGAAAUUGCCCACUUCCUCUUUCGUCUAGAACCAUUAGUAUGCUUUAACUAUUUGAUGACAUAGUUCUUAUAUUUAAAUAUUUAUAUAUUUAAAAGAAUUGUUUUGGUUUGCUUUUGGCACUUCAUUUGAUCCAUUGUGAUCAAACAUUGAUCAAUAUUAAAUGCAUUUGUAUUGCUUUUUAAUUGUUUAAAAUUUUUAAAGUGUAGUCAGUUACCUGUAAAAAUUAGUAAAAGUCUUAUUAAUAAUAUAAACUGUGAAUGAAAUUUUAGAAUAAAGUGACAAAUGGGAGAGAGAAAGGAGAUGUGAAGCAUACUCAUAUGCUGUGUUUAGUAACUUUGUAAUCAUGUUAUUUAGUCAAGGUAUUGUGGUUUUUAACCUUGGAACUUAGAGAACCCCUUGAAUAUCUGGGUUUUUUUUCAUAUAUAGAGUGCAAUAUAAACUGUACACACAAUUAUGUUAAUGUAAGUCAUAAUUUUAAGUAAUUUUUAGAUUUAACAUUUUAUAAGAUUGCCACUGAAGUCAGUGAAAUAGCUUCUUUAAGGAAACAAACUUUCCUUAACAAUCUGUUAAUCUGUUAAUAAAGGCUUCAUUUAUUGUAAACUUUGAAAAGUGCAUGUCUAAAUAGGACAGCAUCAUGUUGACUGAGAAACAGUAAGAAUAUAUAGUAUUUAUUUGCCAUUCUUAUGUUUACAUGUAAGUUUAUCACCAACAAAAUUAUCUCAUCCUUGUAUGGUAGGGUAUGCUAAUGAAAACAUUAGCCACCUGUAAAGAAAUUCUUAAAUGCUUUUGCUGAAGUUUGUUAAGAUGAAGUUUUAGGAUGACAAGCAUGAGCUGUGUGACUUCUUGGGCACUGUAAUACUCUUGUUCUAUUUUCUAGGGUUAGAGCUGUUAACUUAGCAUCCUGAUUUGGCAGGAUUUGUGAAUUUCCUGAAAUUACACAUAAAUUUUGCCUGUGUGUAUGAUUUUCUGAUGAGCAGGUUUGCAGCUUCAUCAUAUCCAUAACAGGAGUCCGAAGGUGAGAAUCAUUACUCUGGUGACCUGGUAAAUAUUUCUCCUGUUUUCAGCUGUUAAACUUUUGUCAUCUCCUUGUUUGAAUUUCAGGUCAUUAAAUUGUCUAAAAGUCA